Dovyalis caffra is the source of this 885-nucleotide messenger RNA. The record is from the annotation of a GenBank genome assembly. NCBI's taxonomy places the organism in Eukaryota, Viridiplantae, Streptophyta, Magnoliopsida, Malpighiales, Salicaceae.
AUGACCAUUUUACUUCAAAACGACAGGCUUCCUUCCCCUUGUGAAUCUCUCUGGAUUCCCACCUCUUCUACCACUCUUAAUGGUGCGAAAUAUAUGGUUAAUUUUGAGGAUGUUGGAGGAGGAGACACCGUUAGUACGCCAUUUUUCCAACCAGAUGUCAAAGAAGAAAGUAGCGAUGACGAUUAUGAUGCGGGCCUUAAGCGGCCUGAAAAGAAAAGACGGCUUACGGCUGCUCAAGUUCAGUUUCUUGAGAAGAACUUUGAGGCGGAGAAUAAGAUUGAACCAGAGAGGAAGAUGCAGCUUGCUAUAGAACUUGGCUUGCAGCCUCGUCAGGUUGCAAUAUGGUUUCAGAAUCGUAGAGCUCGGUUCAAGAACAAACAGAUGGAAAAGGACUAUGACUCCUUGAGAAUCAGCUUUGAAAUUCUCAAGGCUGAUUAUGAAAAUCUCCUAAACGAGAAAGAGAAACUGAAAAAUGAGCUUCUUUACCUGAAAGAAAAAUUGCACAGCAGAGAGGAAGGAAUUGAAAGUUUAAAACUAUUUGAUGUAAUCCGUUCACCAGAUGCAGAGCUUGAGCCCAUUCCCAACCCCGCUUCUGAGAAUGUUUCCAAUAUUGUGCCAAUGGUGACAACCAAACAAGAAUACGCAAGUUCAGCUAAAAGUGAUGUUUUCGACUCAGACAGCCCGCUUUCAUUUUUGGAGCAUGGUGAUUCUUCUCGUGUUUUUGAGCCAGACCAAUCGGAUUUUUCCCAUGACGAAGAAGAUGAUCUCAUCAGGAGCUUUCUAGCCCCUCCGUGCUUUCCAAAACUCUACCUGGAGGCACCUGCAACUUCAUGUAAUUUUGAAUUCUCAGCGGAAGAUCAGACCUUUUGGUCCUGGAUUUACUGA